AUGGAGUUGGCGCAGGCGCGGAGGGACGAGGACUGCAGCAGCGUGGCCCAGUCGAGGUCGUGCGCGAAGGCGGAGGAGAGGGUGGAGUGGGUGAGGGAGGGGUGGCGGGCGAAGAAGGGCGCGAGGUCGUGUGAGCGGAUGGUGAAGGAGGAGAGGGAGAGGUGUUUGAGAGCGUCUGUAGGACUUGGGCACUGCGGGGUCUCUGACGAAGUUGUUGAACCUGGACGAUUGGACAAUGUGCCUCAUAUAAUCAUCCUCGGCCUCAUCCUCGCCCCCAUUCCCACCCCCACCAGCAGAGAUUCAAAUUAA
Molecule: messenger RNA, 309 nt
Organism: Pseudogymnoascus destructans
Lineage: Eukaryota; Fungi; Ascomycota; Leotiomycetes; Thelebolales; Thelebolaceae
Exons: 2
Coding region: 1-309 (102 amino acids)
Source: RefSeq, a predicted model, not a curated record